ACCAAUAAACGUGCACGCAAAUGGUAGUGGAGGCGGGAUUACGUUGUGGGUGAAGGUAUAGUGUGUGAGAAGUGUAUGAGUAGCAGGAGCGGCGGAGCGGGUAGUACGGUGAGCUGUCCCUGAUCUCACCAAAAUGACCAAGCUGGGCUUCCUGCGUUUGUCCUACGAGAAGCAGGACACGCUGCUGAAGCUGCUCAUUCUUUCUAUGGCUGCUGUCCUCUCAUUCUCCACCAGGCUCUUUUCCGUUUUGAGGUUUGAAAGCGUCAUCCAUGAGUUUGAUCCGUACUUCAACUACCGUACCACCCGCUUCCUGGCAGAAGAAGGAUUUUAUAAGUUUCACAACUGGUUCGAUGACCGAGCAUGGUAUCCCCUGGGAAGGAUCAUCGGCGGCACCAUUUACCCAGGACUCAUGGUGACGUCGGCCGUCCUCUACCACGUCCUCCACUUUUUUCACAUCACCAUAGACAUCCGAAACGUCUGUGUGUUCCUCGCUCCCCUCUUCUCCUCCUUCACUGCCAUCGUCACCUACCACCUCACCAAGGAGCUGAAGGAUGCAGGUGCUGGGCUCCUGGCGGCGGCCAUGAUCGCAGUGGUUCCUGGUUACAUCUCCCGUUCGGUUGCCGGCUCCUAUGAUAACGAAGGUAUUGCCAUCUUCUGCAUGCUGCUGACCUAUUACAUGUGGAUCAAAGCGGUGAAGACCGGCUCUGUUUAUUGGUCCUCCAUGUGUGCGCUGGCAUACUUCUACAUGGUGUCAUCAUGGGGUGGCUACGUGUUCCUGAUCAACCUCAUCCCCCUCCACGUGUUGGUGCUGAUGCUCACAGGCAGAUUCUCUCACCGUAUUUACGUGGCUUACUGCACCGUCUACUGCCUGGGCACCAUCCUCUCCAUGCAGAUCUCUUUUGUCGGCUUUCAGCCGGUGCAGUCGUCGGAGCACAUGGCCGCCUUCGGAGUGUUUGGGUUGUGCCAGAUUCAUGCCUUUGUGGAUUAUCUGCGCAGCAAACUCAACGCGCAGCAGUUUGAGAUCUUGUUCAAGAGCGUCAUUUCUCUGGUGGGCUUCAUCCUGCUGUCUGUGGGAGCUGUUCUCAUGCUCACAGGUAAAAUUUCUCCCUGGACCGGUCGUUUCUACUCUCUGCUGGACCCCUCCUACGCUAAAAACAACAUCCCCAUCAUCGCCUCUGUGUCAGAGCACCAGCCGACAACCUGGUCCUCGUACUACUUUGACCUCCAGCUGCUUGUCUUCAUGUUUCCUGUCGGCCUGUAUUACUGCUUUAACAACUUAUCCGACGCCAGGAUCUUCAUCAUCAUGUAUGGAGUGACCAGCAUGUAUUUCUCAGCCGUCAUGGUGCGUCUGAUGCUGGUGCUGGCUCCAGUGAUGUGCAUCCUGUCGGGUAUCGGUGUGUCCCAGGUCUUAACGACCUACAUGAAGAACCUGGACGUCAGCCGGCCGGAUAAGAACAAGAAGAAGCAGCAGGACUCCACCUACCCCAUCAAAAACGAGGUUGCCAGUGGGAUGAUCCUGGUCAUGGCUUUCUUCCUCAUCACCUACACCUUCCAUUCCACCUGGGUGACCAGCGAAGCCUACUCCUCUCCCUCCAUCGUCCUGUCCGCCCGCGGCGGAGAUGGCAGCCGCAUCAUCUUUGACGACUUCAGAGAGGCCUACUACUGGCUCCGCCACAACACCCCUGAGGAUGCCAAAGUGAUGUCGUGGUGGGAUUACGGCUACCAGAUCACCGCCAUGGCUAACCGGACCAUUCUGGUGGACAACAACACGUGGAACAACACGCACAUCUCCAGGGUUGGACAGGCCAUGGCAUCCACUGAGGAGAAGGCCUACGAGAUCAUGAGAGAGCUAGACGUUAGCUACGUUUUGGUCAUAUUCGGAGGACUGACUGGCUAUUCCUCAGAUGACAUCAAUAAGUUUCUGUGGAUGGUCCGCAUUGGCGGCAGCACGGAGACCGGCAGACACAUCAAGGAGCAUGACUACUACACUCCCACCGGAGAGUUCAGAGUGGACCGCGAGGGUUCGCCCGUCCUACUCAACUGCCUCAUGUACAAGAUGUGCUACUAUCGCUUCGGACAGGUCUACACAGAGGGCAAGAGGCCACCUGGUUAUGACAGAGUGAGAAAUGCUGAGAUUGGGAACAAGGACUUUGAGCUGGAUGUACUGGAAGAGGCCUACACUACAGAACAUUGGCUGGUCAGGAUAUACAAGGUGAAAGAUCUGGACAACCGGGGUCUUUCGAGAACAUAAAACCUUCAGGCAGCAACGUUGCUCUUCAGCCUACAGCACUGAACAUCUUCCCAUGGGAGUCGGCGGACGGUUGCGAGAAGUACUUUUUAUACUUUAGGGAAGAAAACUGCAUCAAAGUGAUUUUGGUUCUUGAGUUGUUUUGGGGUUAUUUGGGUUUUAAGAAUCUCCGUUUUUACCUGAAGCUGGAGUCAAAACAUCCUGUCUGAUAUCAGGACGUAUAAUUUUCCAUUGGGUGUGUAACUGAAAGCAGUGUUCAAUUAAGAGUGCUUUGGAUUUUUUUGUUUUUUUACAAUGUGAUCAAUUAAAGUGGGAUUGAUUGUGAA
Poecilia latipinna (sailfin molly) is the source of this 2574-nucleotide messenger RNA. RefSeq names its product STT3 oligosaccharyltransferase complex catalytic subunit A (gene stt3a). Lineage: Eukaryota; Metazoa; Chordata; Actinopteri; Cyprinodontiformes; Poeciliidae. The coding region runs from base 134 to 2251 and encodes 705 amino acids. Gene Ontology annotation, cellular component: membrane. Gene Ontology annotation, biological process: post-translational protein modification. The transcript has 18 exons. Gene Ontology annotation, molecular function: dolichyl-diphosphooligosaccharide-protein glycotransferase activity. The record is from RefSeq and is a predicted model, not a curated record.